Clunio marinus is the source of this 1805-nucleotide messenger RNA. NCBI's taxonomy places the organism in Eukaryota, Metazoa, Arthropoda, Insecta, Diptera, Chironomidae. The record is from the annotation of a GenBank genome assembly.
GAAAUGAUUGGGAUGAAGAAACGAAAUCUUCAAAAUGAAAAAAAGAAGAAGAAUUUCUAAAGACGUCUCAAGUGAUGAAAAAUAAUAAAUGAACGACAAUGCAAACAAAUGAGAAUAAAAAUAUUUGUGAGUAAAUCUCAAGAUGUUUUAGUGUCCAAAAGUGAGAAGAAUACAAAAUACAAAAAAAAACUUAUCCUUCAUAACAACAAGUGUUGUGCAAACAAACCUUCUGAAUAAAACUUGAAAAAGUAAAUAACCGUGAGCGAAAUUAGAAAAAAAAAAUCUUUCAGAAAGUGAUUAAAUUUCACGUUCUGUUGACAUGUUUAAUCUUUGAAGCCAUAUAAUACUUACGAGAGAACUCGCAAGAGGAUAAAAAAUAAAUUGAAGUUCCGAAAAUGUCGGUAAAUACACGAUGGUGGAAAGUUAAAAGACGCAGAAAAUGUAAUUCAAUACCAUUGUGGAUACUUUGCUGUUGUUGCUUUCUUAAUGGAUUAAAAGUCGUGAGUGCAGCUUAUAUCGAAGCCGAUGAUCUCAUUAAUGAGUUGGAUAGGCCAAUUCCAAUUACAUCUGUCGCCGGUGUGUUGGGAAAGCAGGCGAUGCUUCCAUGUGAUAUAACACCGUUAGAGCGAGAUGAUGCUGUAUACAUGGUUUUGUGGUUUAAAGAAGGCGAUGGCGAGCCAUUAUACAGUUUCGAUGUUCGGGGCCGGCAGUUUGGACAGGCUAAAUUAUGGUCAUCGCCAGCUGCCUUUGGCAGUCGAGCAUUUUUUCGAACAGCAUCACAUCCAGCACAACUUCUUGUUGAUGAUAUCAAACUCAACGAUGAAGGCAUGUACAGAUGUCGAGUUGACUUCCGGAAUUCUCCAACUAGAAAUCUUAAAAUUAAUUUUACUGUUAUAGUUCCACCUCAAAAACCUGUGAUAUAUGAUGCGAGAAGGAGAGACCGAACAAAAUUAAUUGAACCGUAUAAUGAGGGCAGUGAUGUGACACUGAUUUGUGAAGUUUCAGGAGGGAGGCCUCGACCAAAUGUUACUUGGUAUUUGGACAACACAGUUAUUGAUGAGUCAUUUGAAACGAGGAAAGAUGGAAUUACUGUGAAUCAUUUAUCAUAUCCAAACGUUGGACGACAACAUCUGAACGCAAGACUCUUGUGUGUAGCGAGCAACACGAACUUGACACCGCCGAACAAUAAAGCUGUAAUUUUAGAUCCAAUAGCAGUUCAUAUCACAACGAGGGAAAAGUUCGUCUCAGCCGAGAAACGCUAUGAUGUCGAAUGUAAGAGUUCCGGUUCAAGGCCCGAGGCUGUCUUAACAUGGUGGAAGGGAUCACGACAAAUCAAAAGGAUGGCCAAGAAUUUUUCCGAGACAGGCAAUCAAUCAUUGAGCAUUCUGACGUUCAUUCCCGUGGUAGAUGACGAUGGAAAAUACUUGACGUGUCGUUCAGAAAAUCCAUUCAUACCAGAUAGUGCAAUCGAAGACAAAUGGAGACUCGUUGUUCAUUACAUGCCAGUUGUCACUCUGAAAAUGGGCUCAUCACUUAAUCCCGAUGAUAUUAAGGAAGGUGCUGAUGUAUAUUUCGAAUGUUUGAUUCAAUCCAAUCCGAAACCAUACAAGAUGUCGUGGUAUCAUAAUGGAGUUGAGCUUCAUCACAAUGUCACAGCAGGGAUUAUUUUAUCAGAUCAAUCAUUGGUAUUACAGAGCGUAACAAAGAGUUUAGCAGGCGAUUAUACUUGUUUAGCUGUAAACAAUGAGGGUCGCGGCACAAGCAAUCCGGUUACGUUGCGUGUUCGAUGUGAGUAUUUUCUUCCA